This is a messenger RNA of Orussus abietinus, 1458 nucleotides long. RefSeq names its product GTP-binding protein SAR1b (gene Sar1). Gene Ontology annotation, biological process: membrane organization; endoplasmic reticulum to Golgi vesicle-mediated transport; intracellular protein transport. Gene Ontology annotation, cellular component: endoplasmic reticulum exit site; COPII vesicle coat. Bases 418 to 1005 code for a protein of 195 amino acids. The record is from RefSeq and is a predicted model, not a curated record. Gene Ontology annotation, molecular function: GTP binding; GTPase activity. Lineage: Eukaryota; Metazoa; Arthropoda; Insecta; Hymenoptera; Orussidae. The transcript has 6 exons.
UUUAAUUUAUUUGUGGAUUUUCACGUCUGAUUUCUUAAAUUCUAUUGUGCACAGUUUGUUGGUGACGAUUAACGCUUCGUUGCAUAUAAUUGGCUUUCUGGUGUGCAAUUAAAAAUCAAUCGUGUAGUGAGGAACGUCAUGUUUUAAUUAAGAUUACAUGUGUUCGAUUCCUCCUUUCAAAAAUGGAAAGCAUCGAGUAGCAGUAAUUGCGAUUGAAUCUUCUUACACUACAUGUAUUCUUGUGUGAACACAUCUGAUGCAGAUUAUUAUGUUAUGAUUAGAAGUUAGUUUUGUGAAGUUUUUGUGACUGCAAUUUUAGACGGAAUUGAGUCGGCUCACCGUUUCAGUUGCCUGCAGUAAUAUGUUAGUAACUGGUGGUUGACAGACAGUAGGACUGACCCAUACCCAUUGUUGAAUAUGUUUAUUUGGGACUGGUUUACUGGAGUUUUAGGUUAUCUUGGUAUUCGAGUACCUGUAUGCCGGGGAAGAUUUGCUGUUCUUGGUUUGCCUUAUUCUGGUCGCCAUUCGUUAGUAAAGGUGGCUUUGGAUGAACGUCUCAUAGAUCCCAUUGCAGUCUCUGCCAAACCAUCCGAGGAAUUAUCGAUUGGAAAUAUGAGGUUUACAACAUUUGAUCUUGGAGGACAUACUCAAGCACGCAGAGUUUGGAAAGAUUAUUUUCCAGCGGUAGAUGCCAUAGUGUUUCUGGUAGAUGCAAGCGACAGGUCCAGGUUACCAGAAUCUAAGGCAGAACUCGAUGCGUUGUUAACCGACGAACAACUUAGUGCUUGUCCGGUACUUGUACUAGGUAACAAGAUUGAUAAGCCAGGUGCAGCAUCCGAGGAUGAGCUCAGAAAUUUUUUCAACCUGUAUGGUCAAACGACUGGAAAGGGUAAACUUUCACGUAGUGAUAUUCCAGGCCGUCCUCUAGAGCUGUUCAUGUGCUCAGUGUUAAAGAGACAAGGUUAUGGCGAGGGCUUCCGCUGGCUCGCCCAGUACAUUGACUGAACGCACAUAAUCUGAACACUUCAAUUUCCAGUAAUUUUCAUUUUCUUUUUCCAACUCUCCCGAAGUCGAAUUCAGCCAAUAAAAAGUGGCGAUGAUAUCAGGGAGUGGGGUAAUAAGGUUUCAAUGGGCCGAUGAAGUAGGGAGACGAGAUUUCAUGAUAUGGGCCUACUUUCAGUGCAUUGUUAUGGAUACUAUGAAUUGAGUGGAAUGCCAUAAUUUUUAAUGAAGGUCAGUCGAUAUCUAAUCUGUACAUUUAUUAUUUCUCUGGUAUCAACGUCAGGCUAGUCUUUGUUGAGUUAGUUUAUGGACAAUUUGACGUCAUCGGUCUGUUUUCUGAAUGUCUGGGAUUCUUAUACACGUGUCUAACAGCGCUGCGAAUCACGUCGAUGCUGCAAAGGAAUGAUACAAACCGUUUUGAUAAAUAAAACAAUAAUAAAGUAUUUCUGAAGCCUA